AUGAGCGGUGUCCAAAUUGCAGCAUUAAAAGAUACAGACUUGUUCAAGUCUUUAAAAGUCGGUGAACAUACAUUAUCAAACAAAGUGGUUUAUCCACCAACUACCAGAUUCAGAGCAUUAAAUGACCACACACCAUCAGAUUUGGAAUUGGAGUAUUAUGAUAAAAGAUCGAAGUACCCCGGAUCAUUGUUAAUUACCGAAGCAACUUUUGUCUCUGAACAAGCAGGUUUAUACGACAAUAUACCAGGCAUUUGGAAUGAUAAGCAUGCCCAAGCGUGGAAGGAAAUCACUGACAGGGUCCAUGAAAAUGGUUCUUUCAUGUCAAGUCAGUUUUGGUUUUUAGGAAGAGUUGGUGAUCCACAAUUAUUAAAAGAUCAAGGUUUAGAUUAUGUUGCACCAUCAGCCAUAUAUCCAGAUGAAGAUCAUAAAAAGAAAGCAGAAGCUGCAGGUAACCCAAUUAGAGCUUUGACAGAAAAAGAAAUUCAUGAUAUUAUUUAUGAUACUUAUACUAAUGCAGCUAAAAAUGCUAUUGCAGCUGGUUUCGACUAUAUUGAACUCCAUGGAGCUCACGGGUAUUUGCUUGACCAAUUUUUGCAGCCGGCUACCAAUCAAAGAACUGAUAAGUACGGUGGUAGUAUCGAAAACAGAGCCAGAUUUGUCUUAGAAUUAAUUGACCAUUUGACGACCGUUGUUGGUGCUAACAAAUUAGCUAUUAGAAUUUCUCCAUGGGCCACCUUUCAAGGUAUGAAGGCGGACAAAGACUCGACUCAUGCUGUAACCACAUUCAGUUAUUUAUUACACGAAUUGCAAAAGAGAGCAGAUAAUGGGAACGAACUUGCAUACGUAUCUAUUGUUGAACCUCGUGUCCUGGGCAUUUUAGAUGUUGAAGUAUCUCAGCAGGUCGGUGAUAAUACCUUCGUUGGGCAAAUUUGGAAGGGAAUUAUCUUGAAGAGUGGUAAUUAUACUUAUGAUGCUCCAAAUUUCAAGACAUUGUUAAAUGAUAUCAGUGAUAACCGUACUAUGGUAGGUUUCGC
Messenger RNA from Debaryomyces tyrocola, 1034 nucleotides. Lineage: Eukaryota; Fungi; Ascomycota; Pichiomycetes; Serinales; Debaryomycetaceae. The record is from the annotation of a GenBank genome assembly.